UCUCAUAGAGCUGAAAGAUCCCAAAAAUUCUCCUCUAUCUUCUACCUUCAUCGAUUAGCAGAACUUCCGAAUUGAAAAAAAAUGUCAGGAUUCACACAGGAUUGGGAGCCGGUAGUCAUCCGCAAGAAGGCGCCGACCUCCGCUGCUCGCAAGGACGAGAAAGCCGUCAACGCCGCCCGCCGCGCCGGAGCUGAGAUCGAGACCGUUAGAAAGGCAACUGCCGGGUCGAACAGAGCUGCUUCCAGUAGUACCUCGUUGAAUACCAGGAAGCUUGAUGAAGAUACAGAAAAUCUUGCUCAUGAAAAGGUUCCGACUGAAUUAAAGAAGGCAAUCAUGCAGGCUCGAAUGGAUAAGAAACUCACACAAGCUCAACUUGCUCAGAUUAUAAACGAGAAACCCCAGAUCAUACAGGAAUACGAAUCUGGAAAAGCAAUUCCCAAUCAGCAGAUCAUAUCCAAACUGGAGAGGGCUCUUGGUGCGAAACUGCGCGGAAAGAAAUAAUACAACGGGGUGUAAAUUAUCCUCUAUCAUCUUUCUAUUCGAGUGUUUCGAACGCAUAUCAAGAUACUAAAGAAUAGGUUUGCCUGUCCUUCUGAAACAUGCUUAGUUCUAAAUGAGGCAUCCUUAGAUCUGAUACUCUAAUUGCUUAUGAAAACUUGAUUAUCUCAA
Messenger RNA from Salvia hispanica, 669 nucleotides. Its product is annotated as multiprotein-bridging factor 1b-like. The record is from RefSeq and is a predicted model, not a curated record. Gene Ontology annotation, molecular function: DNA binding. Gene Ontology annotation, cellular component: nucleus. Lineage: Eukaryota; Viridiplantae; Streptophyta; Magnoliopsida; Lamiales; Lamiaceae.